Molecule: messenger RNA, 915 nt
Organism: Ostreococcus lucimarinus CCE9901
Lineage: Eukaryota; Viridiplantae; Chlorophyta; Mamiellophyceae; Mamiellales; Bathycoccaceae
Exons: 1
Coding region: 1-915 (304 amino acids)
Biological process (GO): carboxylic acid metabolic process
Molecular function (GO): catalytic activity
Source: RefSeq, a predicted model, not a curated record
AUGCGCGGCGCGGUGUACGACGGCGCGCUGGACGUCAUCGUGCGAGUGAACGACGCGCGAUGCGCGCCGGUGAUGCGACUGUACGACCGUGGAUUCACGCGCGGGCACGCCGUGUUCGACGCGUGCACGGUGCACGAGGGACGGUGCCAUCUGUUGGCGGCGCACCUGAGAAGAUUCGCGCGAAGCGCGCGGGAGGCGGGCGUCGGCGAGAUGAACGACGAGGCGCUGGCGACGAUGGAGGCGCUGGUGCUGGAAGUCGUGGCGCGGGGCGGCGUGACGCACGGGCAAGUUCGGAUGUACGCGACGAGCGGGUGCGAGUCGGAGAAUUUUUCGCUGUGCGGCGCGACGGAUUCGCCGCCGACGUAUUACGUCGUGGCGUACGAGAAGGAUCCAGACGCUUGGAUGGUUGUGCGCGGGUUAACGGCGUCGUCGUCGCCGGUGCCGAUCAAACCGCCUCGUUACGCGACGUUGAAGUCGACGAAUUACUUGCCCAACGUAAACGUAGCUCAGAUUGCGCGAGGGAACGGGGUCGAUGUCGGCGUAUUUUUGACGCAAGACGGAAUGAUUGGCGAAGGACCUGGCGCGAACGUAGCGUUCCUGACUCCAGACGGCACGUUACGAACGCCACCAGCGACGAAUGUUCUCGGAGGAAUCACCAUACAAAGACUGCGAGAGUUGAUCGAAACCGAAAGCAAUCGCAAAGCGCUCCGAAAGGUGGGAAUAAAACGCUUCGACGAUUCACAGCCGUUAUCCCCGUUCGUCGUGCUGGGCGCUGAGGAAGCCAUGCUCGUCGGCAGUGCGGUGGGUGUGCAGGGAAUCAUUUCGUGGGAUGGACGGCAGGUAGGCGAUGGGCGCGUGGGGCCGGCGACGAGUUUCCUCGCCGAAUUACUGCUCGAUGACAUGAGGUCUAUAUAG